This is a messenger RNA of Coccomyxa subellipsoidea C-169, 853 nucleotides long. RefSeq lists its product as hypothetical. Bases 1 to 663 code for a protein of 220 amino acids. Lineage: Eukaryota; Viridiplantae; Chlorophyta; Trebouxiophyceae; Coccomyxaceae. The record is from RefSeq and is a predicted model, not a curated record. The transcript has 5 exons.
AUGUGGUUCUUUGGGAACCAGACGCUCUCAGCGUUGCUGACCUUCCAGGCAAGUGUUGGGCUACCAGAGACGGGAGCGUGUGAUGAGGCCACUUGGAAUGCGCUUCUGGGCCCUGAAACCAUCCGGAUGCGUCUCAUUGAGGCUGCGGCCCUGGAUUUGUUGGGCGAUGGUGGUGCGAGCCCCCCAGGGGCACCUGCUGGGCAGGGGGCCACCUCGAAUGGAAGUCUAGGCUCACAGAGCUUCUCUAGUGGCGCUUAUGCAAAGCAGGAGGUUCAUGCUCCCAGCGACAGCGGGGCGAGCAGCCAGCAGAGGCAAGCUGCACGGCUCACCAGUUGGCCUGUCCUGCGGGAAGGAGAAGGUGGUGCAGAGGUGCAUGGGCUGCAGAUUGCCUUGAACAACAAGGGGUACUACUGCGGGGAGGAUGACUGCGUCUGGUGGCAGUUCGGCAUGGACACUUACAGCUCCUUGCUGACCUUCCAGGCAUGCAACGGUCUGUCGGAGACUGGCGUCUCAGAUGCGGCCACAUGGAAAGCUUUGCUGGGCCCCGAUGCAUGCCCCUCUGAUGUCCUGGAGCUGAAGAGCGGUGAUGACACGGACGACGAUCUUCAGGAGGGUGACACAGUCUGGCUGCUGGGUGAGCAGCGCUGGGAAGUGCGCAUAUGAACGCUGUCAGUUUUGGGCAGCACCUGAGGACCUUUUUCGUUGUACGAGCAGUGAUUCUCUUGCAGAGUUGAAGUCUUGCAAUGCAGCAAGAUAACAGUCUCACUGACGCAUAGAACGUGAAGUUAGAUAAAUGGAGUGUUGCCAUCGACAGACUCGGAGAAUGAGUCUCCCCAUAAAAGCUUGAGAGCAC